This is a messenger RNA of Ruditapes philippinarum (Manila clam), 1546 nucleotides long. Its product is annotated as acetyl-CoA acetyltransferase, cytosolic-like. The coding region runs from base 108 to 1292 and encodes 394 amino acids. The record is from RefSeq and is a predicted model, not a curated record. NCBI's taxonomy places the organism in Eukaryota, Metazoa, Mollusca, Bivalvia, Venerida, Veneridae. The transcript has 9 exons. Gene Ontology annotation, biological process: fatty acid beta-oxidation. Gene Ontology annotation, molecular function: acetyl-CoA C-acetyltransferase activity.
AGUUGGUUCCCGAUAUUUUUGUAUCUGGUACCCGAUGCGUAAACUACAACAACAACCUGAAGUAACGAAAGAAAUAAAUAAAAAUAAGAUUUUAAAGAUUAUAAAACAUGGCAGAAAGAGAAGUUGUGAUUGUAUCAGGAGCAAGAACAGCUGUCGGUAAUCUCAGUGGCUGUUUGUCCAGUUUGGCUGGCCAUGAUCUUGGUGCUGUGUGUAUACAAGAGGUGCUGAAAAGAGCAAAAGUGGCACCUGAAAAUGUAUCCGAGGUUAUCAUGGGUCAAGUGCUUACUGCAGGUGAAGGUCAGAAUCCAGCUCGACAAGCCAGUGUCAAGGCAGGUGUAUCGUACAACAUUCCAUCUACAAGCGUUAACAUGUUAUGUGGGUCAGGACUUAAAGCAGUUGCCAUGGGAUACCAAGCGAUUAAAGCAGGUGACUCUUCAGUAGUUGUGGCUGGAGGUCAAGAAAGUAUGAGCAGGGCACGUCAUUGUGCACAUUUAAGAACAGGAAAAAAGUUUGGAGAUAUGACAUUUGUUGAUACCAUGCUCUCAGAUGGACUCACAGAUGCAUUCCACAACUAUCACAUGGGACAAACAGCGGAAAAUGUAGCCAAGCAGUGGAAAAUAUCCAGACAGGAUCAAGACCAGUUCUCAUUACUAUCACAACAAAAAUGUGCCACGGCCAGACAAAAUGGUUUCUUUCAAAAGGAGAUAGUUACAGUACCUGUCAAAUCUCGGACUGGUGUAGAAGAAGUAAAAGAAGACGAGUUUCCAAGACCAAGCUCUACAAUAGAAGGUUUACAGAAGUUAAAACCAGCAUUUGUAACAGAUGGGACCGGCACAGUGACAGCCGGAAAUGCAUCUGGAAUCAAUGAUGGAGCUGCAGCUGUAUUGAUGAUGUCCAAAGAGGAUGCUGGGAAAUUGGGGCUGGUUCCCUUGGCUAAAAUUGUUUCAUGGGCCCAGACUGGUGUAGAUCCUUCCGUGAUGGGAACCGGUCCAAUCUCUGCUGUAAAGAAAGCUGUGGAGAAAGCCCAGUGGAAACUAGAUAGUGUAGAUUUGUUUGAAUUAAAUGAAGCAUUUGCUGCCCAGUCAAUAGCGGUGGUUAAAGAUCUUGGGGUAGAUAUAAAUAAGGUUAAUAUAAAUGGUGGCGCCAUUGCUAUAGGUCAUCCGAUAGGGGCAUCAGGAGCUCGGGUUCUUGUCACUCUGUUGUAUGCUAUGGAGAGAACCGGAGCUAAAAGGGGCGUGGCAGCACUGUGCAUUGGAGGCGGGAUGGGCAUUGCCAUGUGUGUUGAAAGAUAACCAAAGUACAGAAAAAAGGCGGGAUUUACAAGAGAGGAGAGCCGGUCAAAAGAAGGUCAUGCUUAAGCAGCUACUAGUAAUGAAAGCUAACUGUGGGAAAUUAAAUGUGAUUAAUUUUUAGCAGCAAAUGGCAGAUUGGUUGUUAAGUCGUGACUGGUUGUAAUUGAGGGUCAUUUCUGUUUACACAUAUUAUGUGAUACAGUGUAUAUAUAUAAAAUUUAUUUUUGAUAAUAAAGUGCUAAAUUUCUCAAAAA